Molecule: messenger RNA, 3973 nt
Organism: Gadus chalcogrammus (walleye pollock)
Lineage: Eukaryota; Metazoa; Chordata; Actinopteri; Gadiformes; Gadidae
Gene: tepsin
Product: TEPSIN adaptor related protein complex 4 accessory protein
Exons: 13
Coding region: 100-1995 (631 amino acids)
Cellular component (GO): trans-Golgi network membrane
Source: RefSeq, a predicted model, not a curated record
ACUGCCAUGUGAUUUACAAACUGUCAAUUUUGAGCCCGCCUCCUUACCCCAGAGCGAUGUGGAAGAUGAGUGGCCUCCUGCUGUCUAGAUUGCAACAUCAUGGCAACAUUUAUGGAACGCGUUGCAUUUGUUCCCAAAAUGCCCACCCUGAUGAAGGCCACAGCAGAUGAUGAAAACCCCUGCCCAGGCUACUUAUUUCAGGAAAUAGGAAAAAUCUCCCAUGAGUCUGCAGGAUCUGGUCAGUUUUUGUUGGAGUAUCUUCUAGACCGACUGCGGGUCGACUCCUGUCACGUCAAAAUUAAGGUGUUGAAGAUCUUCGUCCAUCUCUGUGCUCAUGGCUCGCAUCACUUCCUCACUGAGCUCAGAAGAAACUCCACCUUCAUCCAACAGGCGUCAGUAUACAGUGGUCCGGCGGACCCCAUCCAUGGCACUGCCCUCUUCCAGAAAGUCAGGAACACAGCGCAGGAAGUGGGCAGAUUGCUCUUCACAGACACGAUCUUGGAAAAGACCCCAGGCGGCUGCAUAGCUGCUCAGACGACAGGAAUGGGAUCUGAGGCGACCCACAGGACGGCCAUGCAGGGGUUCGGAUGUAGCCCAGGGAAGCAGGGGGCAGUGUCAAGCAGCAGCAGCCUUCUGGAUAAGCUCCAGCACGCCGCCGGGGUGGUGGCGAGCGCCGUCCUCCCUCCGCACGAGCAACAGGGCAUCCGUCUCCAUGACAACCACUACCGCGCGGCGGCGGCGCCCCCAACGCCCAUAGAGGUGGCGGUGGCGGCGUGUGCAUACGACCUACCUCCGCGCGGAAACACAGGUACCAAGAGGUGCCCCGGCCAGGUGGGCGGCGGCUGGGAGGAAAUAGACAGCAGCAACGGCUCCUCGCACAACUCCUCUCAGGGCCUCGCAGCCAACGGCCAGGCCUCGUUUGGCAGGAGCAGCAAGUCAGGGGGGACCGGCAGCCAAUCGGCUGGCAGUAGAGAGAGCAGUGGGGACCUCUCGGAGAGGUGGGCUGCUGGGGUGGAGGCCAUGCAGCUAGGGGACUGUGGCCAGGAGAUGGCGCUGAUCAGCAGGCUGACCGAAGGCUCCAAGGUCUUCCUAACCAGAGAGGAGAGCCAGUACUUUAUCAAAGAGUGCGCAACACUAAACUGCGAGGUCGUGGUGGAGCUCCUCUCAAGGCAACUCCAGGAAAACUCCCACACUGUCCAAAUGAGGGCGCUGUGUGCGGUGGCCUGCCUCCUCACCUGUGACCUCCUUUCUCUGGAGCAAAUCUUUGGAGCUACGCGCCACCGGCUCGGCAAGCUGAGCGAGGGUCCUCAGGGAUCGUUGACUAACAAAGCCACCAAGAUAUUGCGCCAGCUCGAAGCCAUGCUGGGCGGGACCGGGCGUGUCCUCAGACCGGAAGUGGUAGCCAGCGACCACUUGGCCUCAGAUGACCAGCCCUUUAACGCGACGUACCCAGUGGCUCCUCCACCCCUUGCGCCCAGCCUCUCCGCCGGGCUCUCCAGCCUCCGCAGCUACCAAGAGACCCCGCUGAUGUCCCCAAAGCCCUCCAUGGACGUCACCGACUGCCCGUCCCCUUCCGGUCGAGAAGAGGACCAGAACGGUUCCUCGGUCCACGACCACGGAGAGGCUCCCCCGAGUGCCUCAGAAGAGUCGGGUGACAGCCAGGCAGAGGCUGCCAGGACUAGCGAGGCAAAGGGGAACUCGGUUGGGGAAAGCAGCCAACGUCCUGGCGGCUGGGAGUCUCUAUCCGAUUCGGAGCCAUCGUGCGUGGGAAGGCUCUCGCUGUUCAGAGGCAUGGAGCUGGUGGUGAGGGGGGGCGCCUCCACCUCCUCACCCCAAACAGACCUGACGGAUGCAUCCAGUCUCAGCCAUGUUGGAGGAAACCCAACCGCAGAUCACCCUUUACUAAACUCUGGAGGUUCCUGUUUUGGUAAAAACAGCAGCGUUGCGACCCCAAGCAGCCAGACAGUAUCAGCCUUUUCCUUCCUUAACUGUUGACGAAGGUCACAGUCUGGAUGGUUAAGUUAUGUCAAUCAAGUCCUUAUUCAGUAUGAACAGGUAUGAUACAGGUAUGAGCAGAUAAAGGUCUGACACUACGCUAGAUGUCUUUGCAUUUCCAAUGCAAGUAUCUGAUGUUAAAAGCCAUAACUAUAUUAAUUUUUCUGCUCAUGAAUUCAUGAUCCAUAGAGUAAAGCUAUAAGAAUUGGGUCAACCUCCCCUUGAAUUAACGUUCUAACUCUACAAUGCUUAUUUAAAGUAACAAAUCUGAUUUACUACUCUUUAUGAGCUAAUAGAAACACUAGAGAACCUAGGAACUGCAUAAUUACUUAAAUCUGGUAUGGGGGCAUCCCCUAGUAGUAUAUACUAGUUAAUGCGACUAGGUAUGAACCAGACUCGGCUCUGGAAGGAUAUGAGUGUGUGCUGGAUAGGUCAUGCUGUGGCCUCUCUUGCUGUCCACAGUUGGUCCACUUAAGACCAUGCACUAUCACUUAACAUUGGCAAGUCAUCCACAAAUCCGCAGAGUGGAGGACCCUCUGGCGCCAUGCAGUGCAGUGCAAGGCACUGUGGGCUUGAACUCUGUGCAGUGUUAUAUAAGUUCUACAGGUGACCGAGGUUAUGCCUCCGGUUUGUUGCAGGAAGCUAGAUCUCUUCAGUGCAGGACAGUCAUUCUUGAUUCACAUGUUUACAUAACAUUCAUUUUUAUCAAAAAUUCUACAGUAUGAAGUGUCUGUUAAAGUGUCUGAUAAAGUUUGUUUUGUUUUUUGUAGGUACGAAAGAGUAAUGAGUCAGUGAGGUUUUAUUUCUAUGCUAUUUAUACCAUCAUGUUGAAUCCUGUCCACAAAUGGAAUGCAUAGGGCAUAUCGGUGCUUGGUAACAAGUUGGAAAAAUAUUAGAUGAAAAAAAGUGAUAAAAAAAUAUAUUGAUCUGGAACCGGAUCGGCUUAGAUCAAAUAACACCAGCUUUGAGUAUCAAAGACAAGAAUGGAAAGCUAUAUAGGAUUCCUUGCCUAUUAAGACGCUGUUUGAAUUAAUUGGAUAUGAACUGCAGAAUGCAUCCCAAAUUCUGCUUGAAAUAACAAAUGGUACGAAUAGUGUGACUGCUAUUAAAAGACAAUAAAACAACCUUCAGUGUACUCACCCACACACACUUGGCUUUUAUUGGGUCAAACUUUCAAAAUUUGAAUUCAUUUUGAUUGAGCAUUUGAAUAUGGAAAAAGGAACAAAGCAUAAAAAUGAACAGACAUAAAUCCUGAUUUAACUUAAUGAACACAGUGUCUUGGUCAUACCACACAGGCCAUGGAGCAGUAGGUAAAACAAACUUUCAAUCAACUGCUUUGUUUAAUUUUUUUAACCUUGUACAUACAUAUAUGUGCAUAAAGAAAAAAAAACAUAACUUUACAAACGGAACUGAAGAGUUGUAUGGAGCACCAAGUUCUCUUGUGCAUCUCCCUGGCAGUGUCUCACCUACAGGAAUUCACUCCAAGGAGCCUAUAAAUAGCCAGGGUCUUAUGUGAAGCAGCGUCUCAGUGGCGACCAAUCUUCUCCGUUACCAUCAAGCCGCACCAAACCACGCUUUCAAAUAUUACUUUUAAUCACUUUGGUUAUCUAUCCACAAAUACACACACACAAAGAGUUCAGAACUCGAUGGGGGGGUUUUCCUUACAAAGAGCAAAAGCUGAUUUUGAGUUGGCCUUCCGUUACCAGUCGGUGUGAGGUGAGUCGGAUGCAUGGACCUUGUAAACUUGCUGCACAUGGAAAACACUGGACGACUCGCGUCUUGAGUAAACAAGAAGAAAGACUGGAUAAAGUGUUUCGCUUUGUGUAGCACUUUGAUCACACACACCUCUCAUCGUCAUCUUUUCAAUUAGCACCAAUGAAAUGUUUGCACGACAACACUUGCAUGUAAAAGAGAAUGUUGCCCUCUUCCUAAAGUGCCUGAAGUACAUACAUACGGUACAUACAUACUGACACCACAC